Messenger RNA from Theileria parva strain Muguga, 2199 nucleotides. Its product is annotated as mTERF family protein. The transcript has a single exon. Bases 88 to 2190 code for a protein of 700 amino acids. The record is from RefSeq and is a predicted model, not a curated record. Gene Ontology annotation, biological process: regulation of DNA-templated transcription. Lineage: Eukaryota; Apicomplexa; Aconoidasida; Piroplasmida; Theileriidae. Gene Ontology annotation, molecular function: double-stranded DNA binding.
CGUAUUUACACAUUUUAUAUAAGUAUCUUGUUUUUAAAUUUAUCAUCAAAUUUUGAAUUUUAAUUGAUUUGUUAAAUAUGUUGGAACAUGUUAAUAUAUUAUAAUUCUUUAUUGUAUAUACUAACCUUCCACAUUGGCUUUAUCAAUUCGAUUAUUCACACUAAAAAGCUUCUUUACAUUAAUUCUCCGAAUAUUUUAAAUAAUUUUAGUGAUAAUAGAUCCGGUGUGACGUGUAACAUAUUUUUUGGAAACCCUUCUAUUACUAUUGAUUCUGACGAAUACAAUCAUCAACAUCAUAUAAACGAAUAUUUCAAAAAACUCACUAAUAAAUCGGGAAAACCCAGUGAUUCACAGGAACUACCGGAUUCUUCAUCUAAAGAACAGCCGGAACUUGGUGAUGUACCAAUAGCUAAUAAUGUCCUAACUGAUGUGUUGCCUCUGGCUCCUCCCUCAGAGGAUGACCCAUUGGAGGAAAUUGUUGAAGACAAUGACUUGUCAAAACCCCCAUCAAACAAGGACGACUGGAGCUUGAAACGUAUAGCUCAUGGACGCCGUUUUUGGCAUAAAUUCUUUGCCAAGCCGUCAGAACAAACCCUUAAAGCGGUACGGUGGAUUAAAUUUGAACACGACAAAACUAACUGUAAUCGGAUUUUGGAAAGGACAUAUACUCAAUUACCCAAGGUUAUGCCUCAAAAGGGACCUGACGGGAAGUUUUUACCCCUAUCUAAGAAAGACAAAAUAAAGAACAAACACUCGUUAAAGGUGCAAAGGAAGAUAAUUGGGUAUGAUAAUAGUGGCGAAGUUAGCAAUUUAUUGAUAUUAAUGAACUAUCCAACUGAGAGGCUGGUUCGCUUGGUGGAGAAGCUCAGAAUGCCUGGAAUAUUAGACCUCAAAAACUACGAACUCUUAAGACUAUUAAAGCAUUCAAUGUUAUAUUUAGCCAAAACAAAUAAUUUCAUUAAUGUUAUCCAGUUUUUAAUAACUUUGGGGAAAUUUAACCCCAACUUAAAGUUACCAGAAGAUAAAAUCCCUGAGGAUGUUCCACAGUCGGAGCCUAUAAUAUUACCAGAUCAUAGUACAGCAUAUAUAAGUAUGGGUAAAGGUAACAUAUACAAAGGGAAAAUCCCAAGAGUCUUGAUGAGAUAUAAACCGAUGGCAUAUUCAAUCAUUGGAAGAUUAAAAAGUGACCCAUUUAAUAAGAAGUUUUUAUUACCGAGAAAACCUAAGGCCAAGCCAAUUAGAGAGGUGUUUCCAGUCUUUAACCCAAAUUCCUCACUAACUAAGUUCUUAACUGAGUCAAUGGGAUUAGUUAGGGAGUAUCAGGAAGUACCAUACGAUCAUGAUAAAACCAUGGACAGAUCAUUUUCUGAUAUAUUUACUGAAAAUCAAGUAUAUACAACUAAGAACAGCGUUAAUAAAUUCGAUUUCCCAACCACAAUCAAUUUUAACAAACAUCUAAAAGACUAUUUAAUAAAGGGCGUCAGUGAAUUGUCAGCGGCUGAUAUUAAGCGUAUAUUAAAACAUGCUCCAAAAUUGGGAUUAACUGAUACGUCUACUUUAAUAUACCGAAUUAAGCAAUUACACACUCAUGUUGGACUGACGUAUGAAGAAAUACUUAGAAUAUGUAAACACAACAUUACGAUACUUUCAUUUGGGAAUUACAAACAAAGAUUUUUAAAAAUUUACGACAUUGAUGAAAGCUUUACUUACGAAUCAGUAAAAGAAUUAAUUCUAAAGCUUCCAAACCUCUUAACAUAUAAUAUUGAUCGUUGUAUAAAGCCGAAAAUAUUAUACCUAUUUAGGAUAAUGGGUAAAUCAGUCUCAGAUUUGCUAGAAUAUCCUAAAUAUCUCAGUUUCUCACUUUAUGAUCGUAUAAUACCACGACAUUUAAGCGUAAUGAAUAAACUUUACAAUGGAGAGUUCUUAAGCGUUUAUAGAUUCUUAUUCCAAACUGGUUUCUACCAUUCAUAUGGCCAACCAAUUACACACCCUAAGAUACCAAACCCUUUACCGGAAAAUCACGAGAAAUUCUUGUCAUUUUAUAUGGAAUUGAAUCGAGAUUUGAAUUUAAAGGAGCUGAUAAGAACCAGUGACGAGGAAUUUUGUAAAAUAUAUAAUUUAACGUAUAGGAAUCUUGUAGAAGGCAGAGAAUUCGCGUUUAAAAUUCCCUUACCAGUUAAUGUACAAUAAUACCAUAUA